AACAUCAUGUAAUAAAUACCUACCUAUAUACAUUUAUCUAAACUACCUUUGCCAUGUUUGGUGCUUUGCAUCAUAGUAAUAGCUUUCCGGGUAAUUUUCUUAAAAGGUACGUUAUUCGCAGCCACAGCUGGCCACCAUCAGUAAUUUCGCGUUUGGUCUUCUGCCAAUUUUGCUGCUUUUCGCUUAGUACUGCGCCUUCGUAAUUCGCCCCUCAAUGUCGACGGAGAACAAAGAAAAUGAGCUGUUAUGUUCUAUUAAAGAUAUGAGAAUCACUUCCCAAUCUCAGGAAAUUACUUAUGAGAAAAGUCAUUCCGUUUCGAAAUCUGAGUUGGAAACUGAGCCACUGCUGAUCGAGAAUCCACAUCGUUUUGUCUUGUUUCCAAUACAAUACCACGACGUAUGGCAAUUUUACAAGAAAGCCGUUGCCUCCUUCUGGACAGUAGAAGAGGUUGAUCUUUCAAAGGACUUGUCGCACUGGAGCAGUCUUAAAGUGGGCGAGCGUCAUUUUAUCUCCUACGUGUUGGCAUUCUUCGCUGCAAGCGAUGGGAUCGUACUAGAGAAUUUGCUUGAACGUUUCAGUCAGGAGGUUCAGAUACCGGAGAUACGCUGCUUUUACGGUAUGCAGAUUGCCAUCGAAAACAUUCACUCUGAAAUGUACUCUCUUCUCAUCGACACUUACAUUAAGGAUCCAAAAGAAAGAGACUUCCUUUUCAACGCCAUUAGCAAUCUCGAUUGUGUUCGACAGAAGGCUCAGUGGGCGCUAAACUGGAUCGGUGACACCCGUUCUACUUUCGCCGAACGUUUGGUCGCGUUCGCCGCAGUUGAAGGUGUAUUUUUCUCCGGGAGCUUUGCAGCUAUAUUCUGGCUAAAAAAGCGUGGGCUCAUGCCCGGCUUAACUUUCAGUAACGAGCUAAUAAGCCGGGACGAAGGUCUUCACUGCGACUUUGCAUGUUUGCUUUUCAAACACAUCGUGCACAAACCUGCUAAAGAACGCGUGCUUGCCAUAAUUAAGGAGGCUGUUGAGAUCGAACAAAGCUUCUUGGCCGACGCGUUGCCUGUCAGCCUGAUCGGAAUGAAUUGCAAAUUAAUGUGCCGAUAUAUCGAGUUCAUCGCUGACCGCUUGCUUGUCGAACUUGGAUUAGAAAAGUUUUAUCUUUCGGACAACCCCUUCGAUUUCAUGGAAAACAUCUCGCUAGAGGGGAAAACAAAUUUCUUUGAAAAGCGCGUUGGCGACUACCAGCGGGCUGGCGUUAUGUCCAGAGUUAGGGGAGAAGAUACUCACAGAUUUACUACUGAUGCAGAUUUCUAACAAAUCUUUGUAAUUUUUUACUUUUUAAAUAUAUGUCCCUGUAACUAUGCU
Molecule: messenger RNA, 1360 nt
Organism: Dicrocoelium dendriticum
Lineage: Eukaryota; Metazoa; Platyhelminthes; Trematoda; Plagiorchiida; Dicrocoeliidae
Source: the annotation of a GenBank genome assembly